This is a messenger RNA of Rotaria sordida, 154 nucleotides long. The record is from the annotation of a GenBank genome assembly. NCBI's taxonomy places the organism in Eukaryota, Metazoa, Rotifera, Eurotatoria, Philodinida, Philodinidae.
AUGAAACGAACAACUAGUCUUUUAUUUUUCUUUGCCAUUAUUAUAACAAUUAGUGCUCCACCAGUAGUUGAACAUCCCAAGAAAGAUAAACCACAAGAUGAUUCAAAAGAUGAUGAACAGACUGAUGACGUGGUAUGAAGAAAUCAUUUUUUUU